Labrus mixtus (cuckoo wrasse) is the source of this 505-nucleotide messenger RNA. It is a transcript of the gene acbd7, whose product is annotated as acyl-CoA binding domain containing 7. Gene Ontology annotation, biological process: fatty acid metabolic process. Bases 146 to 412 code for a protein of 88 amino acids. Lineage: Eukaryota; Metazoa; Chordata; Actinopteri; Labriformes; Labridae. Gene Ontology annotation, molecular function: fatty-acyl-CoA binding. The record is from RefSeq and is a predicted model, not a curated record. The transcript has 4 exons.
CUCUCUUCUCCCUCCUCUGCAGUCCUCUCGUCUACAGACAGUCUCACAUUGAUCAGCUGGGCUGCAAUUACAGCUGCGCAGACCCGUCUAGCAAACAGGGAAUAUACUGUACAUUUAUCUGAACUGCGGAGCUCCAGCUGCGAAAAUGUCUAAUCAGGCAGAGUUUGAGAAGUUGGCAGAGGACGUGAAGAAUGUGAAGACUAGGCCUACGGACCAGGAGCUCCUUGACCUGUAUGGCCUUUAUAAACAAGCUAUUGUGGGAGACAUCAACACAGAAAGACCAGGGAUGCUGGACUUAAAGGGAAAAGCCAAGUGGGACGCCUGGAACUCCAGAAAAGGAAUGUCUAAGGAAGAUGCCAUGACAGCCUACAUUACACUUGCAAAGGAAAUCAUUAGCAAAUAUGGCAUGUAAGGAUUGCAAUAACCUCAAGGGACUUAACACAGACACUGUCUACUAACUCAAUAAAAUACUGCUGAUAUCAACCAGUAGCCUUCUGCAUUCAAA